Fundulus heteroclitus (mummichog) is the source of this 1597-nucleotide messenger RNA. RefSeq names its product dehydrogenase/reductase SDR family member 13. The record is from RefSeq and is a predicted model, not a curated record. Lineage: Eukaryota; Metazoa; Chordata; Actinopteri; Cyprinodontiformes; Fundulidae. The coding region runs from base 70 to 1020 and encodes 316 amino acids. The transcript is spliced from 5 exons.
UGUUGGUAUAAACCCUGAGCCCUGAAACUGCUCCAACUGCUCCCUCAGUGAAGCUCAAAGGCACGAACAAUGUGUUCCAUUCUCCUGCUGCUGGGACUUGUCGUCCUUGCUUACAUUUUCCGUCAGGUUGUAGUUAUAGGAAAGAGCUGCAAGAGCAAUGCAAAGCUGCAUGGGAAAACCGUGAUCGUUACUGGCAGCAACACUGGCAUAGGGAAGGCCACAGCCACAGAUCUAGCUAAGAGAGGAGCCAGAGUGAUUCUGGCCUGUCGCAGCAAGCAGAGAGGAGAAGCUGCUCUCGAGGACAUCAAGAGAGAGAGCGGCAGUACUCAGGUGGUCUUCAUGCAGCUGGACCUGGGAAGCCUCAGGUCCGUCCGCAGCUUUGCAGAGAACUUCCUGAAGUCUGAACCCAGACUGGACAUCUUGAUCAACAAUGCAGGUCUCUACAUGAUGGGUCGAACAGAGGACGGAUUUGGGAUGAUGUUUGGUGUCAACCAUCUCGGUCACUUCCUGUUAACUAACUUGUUGCUGGACCGGCUGAAGGAGUGCGGGCCAAGCAGGGUAGUAAAUGUGUCAUCGACGGCACACAACUGGGGAAGAAUUGAUUUUGACUGCCUGAACACCCACAAAGCUCUGAGGGAAGGGACGUCUUUAGUAGAAAGCUUAGGAGUGUACGCUGAUAGUAAGCUGUGUAACGUUCUCUUCACUCAUGAGCUGGCCAAGAGACUGCAGGGAACCAAGGUCACUUGCUACUCCCUCCACCCAGGUGGCAUCAAGACUGAGCUGGCCAGGAACGCAAACUCAAUCCUUCAAAUUACUGUAAAGAACCUUGGAAGAUUUUUCUUCAAGAACCCGGAGCAGGGAAGCCAAACCACUCUGCACUGCGCCCUGCAGGAGGGCAUUGAACACCUCAGUGGGCGUUAUUUCUCCAACUGCACCGCGAGAAACGUCUUUGCCAAGGCCAGGGAUGAUGCUGCCGCAAAGAAGCUGUGGGAGAUCAGCGAGAGGUUCUGUGGCAUCUAAAGUGUUUCUUUGUUUCAUUAUCUUUAGCAAAUAUAUAUUUAAUUACUUCUUCUAAGACUAUAAAUAUGCCGUUAAAAAUAUAUCCACCUCAUAAGUUAUCUUGUUUAUCUCAAAGUCUAACAUUCAUUUCUUGAUGCCCCGUUAGGCUUGCAAACAACAGCAUUCCAUAAUUAGAUGAGACCAAAAUUGAAAAACGGAUUAUGCUACCUUAUUUUCUUUAUUUUUAUUUUUAUUUUUGUAUAUUACUAAAGAUUAAAGCAUGGGUUCACUGGGACAUGGACGCACCACAGAAGAUCCAAAACCCAUUUUCCACGAUAAACAACUAAUUGCUGACAUCAAAGAUUGCAAAUGUUAUACAUACAGCAAUUUAAGUGGACUUUAAAGAAGAAGAUGAAGAAUAAACUGUAACAGUGCACAGUCUGCACCAGUCCUUUUUUUUCAUUUUUUGAGAAAUGACAGACAUUACAUUAUGUGAUUUUGUAAAUCCAACACAAACUGACAUCAGUUUCACAUGGGGAGGUGUGGCCGAGUGGUUAGAGCAGUGUGCUUGCACUCAGAGAAGGAGGCAAGUACCUGG